Molecule: messenger RNA, 2518 nt
Organism: Macaca mulatta (Rhesus monkey)
Lineage: Eukaryota; Metazoa; Chordata; Mammalia; Primates; Cercopithecidae
Gene: DBR1
Product: debranching RNA lariats 1
Biological process (GO): mRNA splicing, via spliceosome
Cellular component (GO): nucleus
Molecular function (GO): RNA lariat debranching enzyme activity
Source: RefSeq, a predicted model, not a curated record
AUCUGGAAACCGGAAGUGAAUUAUUUUGCAGGCGUCUACACCAGGCUGUGGCUCUACUUAUUAAAGUUGGCGGGAGCUGAGCGAUCAUUCGGGCCUGGGCAGGCUGUGGUGUAGUGCGUUGCAGGCAGCGCUCACCUCCUCGGGCCGGCAGAAUGCGGGUGGCUGUGGCCGGCUGCUGCCACGGCGAGCUGGAUAAGAUCUAUGAGACGCUGGCGCUGGCGGAGCGGCGUGGCCCGGGGCCUGUCGACCUCUUGCUGUGCUGCGGCGACUUCCAGGCGGUGCGCAACGAGGCGGACCUACGCUGCAUGGCCGUGCCGCCCAAGUACCGCCACAUGCAAACCUUCUACAGGUAUUACUCUGGAGAGAAAAAGGCCCCAGUUCUCACGCUCUUCAUUGGGGGAAACCAUGAAGCCUCAAAUCAUUUGCAAGAGUUACCCUAUGGUGGCUGGGUGGCACCAAACAUUUAUUAUUUAGGUCAUUUUGAGUGCCCCCCUUAUAAUUCAUCUACAAUCAGGAGUAUAUAUCAUGUGAGAAAUAUUGAAGUCUAUAAAUUAAAACAGCUGAAGCAGCCUAUAGAUAUAUUCUUGUCUCAUGAUUGGCCAAGAAGUAUAUAUCAUUAUGGAAAUAAGAAGCAACUUCUUAAGACUAAAUCUUUUUUCCGACAAGAAGUGGAAAAUAACACAUUAGGAAGUCCAGCUGCCUCAGAGCUUUUAGAUCAUCUAAAACCUACUUACUGGUUUUCUGCCCACCUUCAUGUGAAGUUUGCCGCCUUGAUGCAGCAUCAGGCAAAGGAUAAAGGACAGACAGCCAGAGCAACCAAAUUUUUAGCCUUGGACAAAUGCUUACCACAUAGAGAUUUUCUUCAGAUAUUAGAGAUAGAACAUGACCCCAGUGCUCCUGAUUACUUGGAAUAUGAUAUUGAAUGGCUCACUAUUCUCAGGGCUACAGAUGAUCUUAUUAAUGUGACUGGUCACGUAUGGAAUAUGCCUGAAAAUAAUGGCCUGCAUGCAAGGUGGGAUUAUAGUGCAACAGAAGAAGGUAUGAAAGAAGUGUUGGAAAAAUUGAAUCAUGACCUCAAGGUUCCGUGUAACUUUAGUGUAACAGCUGCUUGUUAUGAUCCUAGCAAGCCACAGACACAAAUGCAGCUGAUUCAUAGGAUCAAUCCUCAGACUACUGAAUUUUGUGCCCAACUUGGCAUCACAGACAUCAAUGUUAGGCUUCAGAAGUCCAAGGAAGAACAUCAUGUGUGUGGUGAAUAUGAAGAACAGGAUGAUGUGGAGAGUAAUGACUCUGGAGAAGACCGGAGUGAAUAUAAUACAGACACAUCUGCUCUGUCUUCUAUUAAUCCAGAUGAAAUAAUGUUAGAUGAAGAAGAAGAAGAUGAAGAUAGUAUUGUAAGUGCACAUAGUGACAUGAAUACACCAUCUGUAGAACCUUCUGAUCAAGCUUCUGAGUUUUCUGCAAGUUUCUCUGAUGUCAGGAUCUUGCCAGGCUCUAUGAUUGUGUCUUCUGAUGAUACGGUGGAUUCCACAGUUGAUAGAGAGGGGAAGCCUGGUGGGACUGUGGAAUCAGGGAAUGGAGAGGACUUAACCAAGGUGUCAUUGAAGAGGCUGAGUGAUGAACACGAACCUGAACAAAGAAAAAAAAUUAAGAGGAGGAAUCAAGCCAUUUAUGCUGCAGUGGAUGAUGAUGAUGAUGCAGCUUAAGACAAUUUACUUGUUUUGUUUUUGUUUCUGUUUUUUUGAGACGGAAUUUCACUCUUGUCAGACAGACUGGAGGGCAAUGGCGUGAUCUCGUCUCACUGCAACCUCUGCCUCCCGGGUUCAAGCAAUUCUCCUGCCUCAGCCUCCGAAGUAGGUGGGACUACAAGUGCCCGCCACCACACCCGGUUAAUUUUUAGUAGUGACAGGGUUUCACCAUGUUGGCCAGGCUGGUCUCAAACUCCUGACCUCAGGCGAUCCACCUGUCUUGGCCUCCCAAAGUGCUGAGAUUACAGGCGUUAGCCACUGUGCCUGGCCGACAAUUUACUUGUCUUAGUGUUAUACAUAGAUAUAUGAUUUUUGAGACCGUAUUUUUAGAGCUGAAUUUUUGACGAAAGACUUAACUUUAUAAUAAUGAAGAUACACUAGAGAAUUUUAGUUAGAUAUUGACUUUAGGCUUUUGUAUGUUUCAGAUGCAAACAUAUUAAAACUUUAAUAUAUUUACUUGACUGGGUAUCUUUUUUUUUUUGAAGACAUACAUUAUUCACUUCUACUUUUACAAUAAACACUUAUUUAACAUCUACUUUGUGCCAAGCACUCUGCUAUAAUAUGGGACCAUAAAGAUAAGUAAGACAAGGAUUUUUGCCUUCAAGGACUUGCUAUCACUGUAAACAUUUUGAUGUAUACAAUAUGGCUAUAUUAUAUUUUGUUUUAUAAAAUCAAGUCAUUGUAUAUACUAUGUAUGCUUUCUUUUCAUUUAUUAUAAAUAUUUUUCCUAAUCAGCUUUUAAUAUCUGUCAAAUAAAAAUUGAAAUUGAA